Guillardia theta CCMP2712 is the source of this 770-nucleotide messenger RNA. RefSeq lists its product as hypothetical. The record is from RefSeq and is a predicted model, not a curated record. The coding region runs from base 260 to 598 and encodes 112 amino acids. The transcript is spliced from 6 exons. Lineage: Eukaryota; Cryptophyceae; Pyrenomonadales; Geminigeraceae.
GAGUUUCAAAUGACGGUGCAUCGCAUCUCCAAGGCCAUCGGAUCGUCUGCAGUCUCCAGGCCUAUGAUGAUCCAAGCGGAGGUUGCCUCCUCCUGAACUCCUCCCCCUCCUCCCCCUCCCCCUCCAUCGCCCUUCUCAUCUGCUGCUCCUGUCCUCUCCCUUGGCUAUCUCCGCCCGCUGAGAUGCUGAGCAGGUGGGUGCCAAGAUCUCAGAGCGCGAUCGCCUCCUCCGCCAGCGUCAGCAGAGCGACGCUCGUCGAAUGCGCAAGGCAGGAGGGCAGGAGCCAUCGGUCCGCCUCUUCGGUGACGUGGCGUACGAGGGAGGGCUCUACUCCCCUCAGGUGCUCCCCCUCCUCCAUCCCGCUCCCGCCUCAACCCGCUGGCAGCGCGGCAAGGCGUACAUGAACAACGGGGAUGAAGGCAUCGAAGAGGAGAUCGAGGAGUACGUGCAUGCGGCUCCGUCAAGGUACUCGCCUAGCGAGGAGAUCGACGAGCAGCUGCUCUACUACGAUGAGGAGGAGGCAAACUUGGAGCAGGAAGUCGCUCACCGCACGCUGAAGAUCCAGAUGUUGAAGACGGCGCUGAUAAAGGACGAGUGAUGAUAAUACAAUUAUUCUUGGUGGAGGAAGAGGAGGAAAAUGAAAAGAAUUUGUAUGUCAGGUUGCGAAAGCAAAUGUUGUACAUGAAUAAGUCCAGCAGACUUGAAGGAAUUCUUAUUGAUGGUAUUGUAACUCGUAUGCAUUAUUUAAAAUGAAUCAACUGAUGUGACGG